Messenger RNA from Thamnophis sirtalis, 2704 nucleotides. RefSeq names its product sorting nexin 11 (gene SNX11). NCBI's taxonomy places the organism in Eukaryota, Metazoa, Chordata, Lepidosauria, Squamata, Natricidae. The record is from RefSeq and is a predicted model, not a curated record. Gene Ontology annotation, cellular component: endosome. Gene Ontology annotation, biological process: vesicle organization; intracellular protein transport. Gene Ontology annotation, molecular function: phosphatidylinositol phosphate binding.
GGGUUGUCUUAAAGGGGAAGCGUCUAAUUCAGAAGCUUUGGGAAGAAAAGCGGGAAGGUUGCAGAGCAAGUGAAACCUGGCGGCAGGUUCCAAGCCCCCCAGAUGUUUCCUUCUUAAGUUGUGAAAGUAAUAUGUUGGGAUAUCAAGAAGAAGAGGAAUUGACUACUGUGCGUGUCCAAGAUCCUCGAAUACAUAAUGAGGGCUCGUGGAAUUCUUAUGUGGAUUACAAAAUAUUUCUCCAUACCAACAGUAAAGCUUUCACAGCCAAGACAUCUUGUGUCCGCAGACGAUAUCGUGAGUUUGUGUGGUUAAAGAAACAGCUGCAAAAAAAUGCUGGCUUGGUGCCUGUCCCAGAACUUCCAGGGAAAUCUACUUUCUUCACAGGCAAUACUGAUGAAUUCAUUGAGAAACGAAGACAAGGAUUGCAACAGUUCUUGGAGAAGACGGUACAGAAUGUUGUACUCCUUUCAGAUAGCCAGCUGCACCUUUUCCUACAAAGCCAACUCUCUGUACCAGAAAUUGAAGCUUAUGUGCAGGGUCGGGGCCCUAUGAGUGUCACUGAUGCCAUUCUCCACUAUGCCAGGUCCAAUUGUGGUUGGAUUCAGGAGGACAGUCAUUCAGCUUUGCUGGCUGUGCAUGACUUUGGCAACAGUUUUGAUGAAGAAAGCCAGUUUGUCCAAAGCUCCAUAGAACCACUCCCUCAUUGGAGUGAUGUCAGCAUAGAUGGCAACAAAUUGGAGAGUCCGUGUUCUGAGGAAGAUGACCAUCAACCAACAGGACUGCUACAGGCUGGUUCCACAGCAUCAAAUCACCACAUCAAUUAGCGAGAAUAAGAAAGCCCAUUCAGGAUGUGCUUUGGAGCUCAGCAUAAACUUUUGCCACUUAAGUUGAAAAUUAUUUGGAUUAUUAGAACUCCAGGCGGAAGUGUUUGGAUUAUUCCUAGUGGCUUGGGUGUGAAAAGCCUGGACCAGUGAACUGUUUGAACAAUUAGAAUUGAAGCAUAUGAAUGCAGAAGUAGUUUUCCAGUAUGCUUUUUUUCUGCUCUUCCACUUUGAUCCCUCGUCUUCCUCAACUUUUUGUAUAUUUUGACAAAUUAUCCUGCAUAGGAAAAUGCUCUGGCUUGUUGACUAUGUUCUCUUCCCUCAUCCUCCAUAUCUACAUCUGAUAAUGCUUGUUGCACAACCCCAGCUGCCUUUUGUAGGUGUAUCAAAACCAUUUGCCUGUAGUACAGCUUCUUUUUAAGAUGGUGCCAGAAAGCCCACCUGCUUGCCAUGAACGCCAAAUCCACAUCUGGGUUUUUUGGUAGAUAUACACAGCUGGGACAAAUGGCCAGACUCCCUCCCCAAUUCAUUAUUGCUAGAGCUGCUAAGAGGAGCAAGUUAUAAAUAUUCAAGGGAAAUGAGGAAUGACAAUCUGUAUUCUUCUUAGUUGUUAGGUGCACAUCCUGGGAAGAGUCAUUCUUGCUAUAUUUCAUUGCUUUGACACAGCAUACAAUUUGACAAGGAGACAGUAAUAAACCCCAUCUUAUAUACUAAAUAAAAAUUAUACUUGUCUGCCUAAGUCCUCUUAUCAGUAUCAUUAUUAUAGUAGCAGCAAAACAGCAAUUCCAUAAGUCUAGGUAUUUCAGUUUGCAGAUUUCUUAUUUGACUUGUUUGAUCUUUGAGCAAAAUAUAAAAUUGAAAUCAACAGACUCCGAAGAGCCUGGAAGAUCUGCAAGCGCCUGCUUGAGAUGUUUCAGUCCCUUCCUUUUUCUUCCCUUCCCCCUGCAUUUCCAUACACUACACAAUAGAAGCUAAAUAUCAGACCUCUGUUAUCUCUCUCCCAGUUUUUGUCCUUUAAACUGGGCAGAGAAACACAAAUAAGGCAAUUUUUGCCACAAAUAAAUAUUUAUCCUAUGGGCAGUGGCUUUUUUUUGUUUUUUUUGUUUAACUAAAUUACUUGAGGGGGUUUUGUCUUCUUUGUGUUCUCUUGUGAUGACAAUCUCAACAAAUGUACAUGAAAACAGAACAAUUAUUAUUUAAAAAGAACUAGUACAUUGCUUAUACCUCUCUUCCCACUCUUAUCUUGUGAUGGUUAUUUUCAAUUUGAAUUUUGCUUUUAUUAUAGAACCCACAAAGGAACAAUGCUUAAAGCUGUAGAAAAAACUAAGUAAAACAAAUAAAUAAAAUAAAAUGGCAAAAAAUGGCAGGUUUUCACGUAUGUGUGAAAUAUACAGUACACAUACAUCUAUGCACAAGCCCAUACAAACCAUUUCACUAAAUGGUUGCCAUAUUUUAUAAUUAUCCAUAUCUAAACUAAGUCAGUAAGUGAUUUGCUUGUAAAAUAUUAAUCCUGUAGACUUCUAAAUUGUUGGGACCAUAUAUUUAUUUUUCCAAUGCUGAAAUCUUUUAAUAUAAACAGAGAAUCUACUUUCUUUAUAUGCAUAAGAGUAUGGUUCAAAAUGAACAUCCGGAAAUAUUAAAUCUUGUCUCAAAAUUGACUUAAUACAUGUAACAGUUUCUUCCCCCGAUGGAACCUUUAUAGAACCCUGUAUAAACAUAUAUUUAAUCAAAGCAUUGAUUUCACUGCUGUUCCCGUCAUCUGAGGAUUUACUCAAGCUUCUCCAAUGUUUGUGAUGAGGACCUGGGGAGAAAAUGAAUCACCUUUUCUUUCAUGAUUUUACAGUUUGUAGAGUAAGAAUAAAGUAAACCCAUACUAGAAUUUC